GACCGUUCCCUGCGUCACUGCUGAUGUACUUAAUGGUUAAAGGUGGACAGCUGUCUCUCCAUGACACAAAAAACCCCUCUCGUCAUCACGCCAUGAGUGAGGAAUUCCUCCCCACAAUGACCCUCACUGUUGACUGAAGAGGAAGAGAUCAGGUCAACGUGGCCUCCGUGGGUGUGGAUGAGUAGCACCUCCAGAUUCCUUCAAAGCCCCACCCUCUGCAGUCCGUGUCCCAUGAGAUGCAGCACUCCUGAUUCUGGAGAGGCAACAGUCAUGGCCAGAGCCGAGCUGAGGCGAGCGAGCAGGCGGGUCUGGAAAGGGAGCCUUGCUUUUUGAUCAUUGGCACGCCUGAGGGCCGGGCGGAAGGACCUGAAAAACCAGCUGCCUGAGAUUAUUACGUUCAGCGAGGAGCAACAAGUGAGCCACGGCGUGGAGCCUCCUCCUGUUCACUCUCCUCCUCUCCACCAGAGCGCUCGCCACUGAAACCACACACAGACACACAGAGCCAUCUCUGCUUGUUUACAGUCUUGUUUUCCCUUCCUGCCUUUGUGUCCGUCCCCGUCAGUUUGAGACCUGACCCACUCCUCAGACCUUUGCCGAGACUCCGGUGGACUAUGCCCCCCUCGGUCGGCUGAGGGAGGGGGCUCUGUGCUGCUCAGGCUCCCAUCCAUAGAAGAAACCAAAGAGGACACGGUUAGGUUGUUGCUGAAGAUGCAAGCCUCAACUGUCUCGCCUGUGACCAACACUACGCUGUCCUCGAACACCACUGUCGUCACGAAGUCUCAAGAACAAAUACUCAUCCAGAGUUCCGGGGCAAUGAUCGCUGUCAUCGUCCUAGGUAUCAUCAUCCUUCUGGCCUUUCUGCUGAUCAUCCUGAAGACAUACAACAGGCGGACACAUGUAUCCAGAGUCCUGGGGGCCAGCGGCGGCUCCAAACCUCGUCAGAAGUUGUCACAGUCCACAGUUCAGAGCAACAUGCCGCUGAGCACCAUGGGAAUCAACUCUGUGUCGGGCAGCAUGGCCAAUUCAAACCCAGCCUCAGAGGACAGCUUCCAGCUGCCCAGGGUGGAGCUGAGCAGCGUGGAGGAGAACCACAUAGAGCAGUUCAGCACCAACAGCGGAUCCACUGCGGUCACCAUACACGAUGUCCCAUCAUUAGAAAACACAUAACAGCAAGACAACAGGCAGUGACUGUGAUGUGAUGUCUUCUUCCGCAUACUGUGUGCUGACUGAAUCCUGUGAAACUGUCACUAUCUUCACCAUCUGAGCCACUGCUGGUGACCACAGCAAUAACAAACGUGCAAAUAUUCACAUCAUGAACAAACCAUAAACAGACACAGUGGAUCACAUGAAGGAAACUGCAGGACGGAUUAAAAAAAAACUGAGACUUCCGUGCGAAGAAUUGCUUUUUGGCUACAGUCAGUGUUCGGAGUAUAGAUGCCAUACAAUUUUUUUUUUUACUAUUUGUACUUUUUCCAUCACUACUAAUACAAUCAAGAAAAUGUGUAGUAAAGACUGUAAUGGCUUGACAAUGUUGCUCCUGAGUGUAUACAUUUCUGUAUUAAAGAGGACCACGUAGGUUCAUGAGUAAAUGUAGAAUUAGUAUAAACUUCAGAGAAGACAAAGACAGUAUGAAAGAAUAGAUGUCUGUUAAUAUUGCUUAUUUAACAAUACUCCUUAAUAAAUCUGAAUAACAUUGCAUCGUACCGUCUCUGUCUUCUGAUCGGACAAGUUUUUGUCCAAGAAUGUCACUGUAUUUUUUUAAAACCUUUGUAAAAUGAAAAGAUAACAAUAAUAUAAAAAAAAGAUUUUGUGAGACUUCUGGGUGUCAGCCUUAAACGCUAACGGGAAUCCCUCCAAGUUGGACGCUGAAGGAUUUUGCACUUUAUUUUGAUUGCUCCCCAUGUGUAUUUGUAUUGCUUGUGGUUCUUUAAAUGUGAUUAGAUGAAAAUAAAAUGUAAUAUUUCUAUUUGCUGCA
Molecule: messenger RNA, 1975 nt
Organism: Acanthopagrus latus (yellowfin seabream)
Lineage: Eukaryota; Metazoa; Chordata; Actinopteri; Spariformes; Sparidae
Gene: ncmap
Product: non-compact myelin associated protein
Exons: 5
Coding region: 709-1167 (152 amino acids)
Biological process (GO): regulation of myelination
Cellular component (GO): Schmidt-Lanterman incisure; paranode region of axon; plasma membrane
Molecular function (GO): structural constituent of myelin sheath
Source: RefSeq, a predicted model, not a curated record